UAUGACAAACCUCUAUAUCACCCUUGUGUAUGUACAGGAAGUAUACGAUAUAUACAUCAAGACUGCUUGGUGCAGUGGCUUAAAUACAGUAGAAAAGAAUAUUGUGAAUUAUGUAAACACAGAUUUGCCUUCACCCCAAUAUAUUCCCCUGAUAUGCCAAAGAGAUUGCCAAUUAAGGACAUAUUUGGGGGAUUACUGUCCAGUAUUGGGAGGGCCGUGAGGUACUGGUUUCACUACACACUGGUGGCCUUCGCCUGGCUCGGAGUUGUUCCCCUUACUGCAUGUCGUAUAUACAGAUGUUUAUUCACAGGAUCUGUCAGUUCAUUGCUAACCUUACCUCUAGAUAUGUUAUCCACUGAGAACUUAGCCUCAGAUUGUUUCCAUGGGUGUUUUGUGGUGACAUGUACACUGUGUGCUUUCAUCAGCCUGGUUUGGCUCAGAGAGCAGAUUUUACACGGAGGAGGCCCUGACUGGCUGGAACAGGACAAUCAACGAAGAAAUAACAAUAGGAACCCUCUGGAUGGGGUUGUCCUCAAUGACCUUGUUGGAUUAGGAGGAGGUGGAGCUAGAGCACCUGUAGCCAAUCAGAAUGAGGCUAACAAUGAAGGAGGAGGAGAAGGGGGAGGAGAUGUAGGUCAGGCUGCAGCCAAUGAGGAGGAGCAAGAGGAAGAUGGGGCUGAAGGAGUGGAUGGGGCAAACAAUGGAAAUAAUGGGGCACAAGAUGACAAUAAUUGGAAUCCUAUUGAAUGGGAUCGGGCAGCUGAGGAAUUGACAUGGGAGCGACUUCUGGGAUUAGACGGCUCACUUGUUUUUCUGGAACAUGUUUUCUGGGUGGUGUCUUUGAAUACUUUAUUUAUACUAGUGUUUGCUUUUUGUCCCUACCACAUUGGACACUUCACCAUGGUUGGAAUGAAGAUGGAUGACAUGGUGGAAUCCACCCACUUUGAGGGCCUUCUGACUACCAUGAUUGGAUACAUUGUCAUCUCAGCUUCUCUUAUUGUUCUCUACAUGAUGUGUUCCAUAGCCAAACUUAGAAAGUUCCGCAGAGUGCUUGGCCUUUGUUAUGUGGUUGUCAAAGUGAUGCUUCUAGUUGUUAUAGAAGUGGGCGUGUUUCCUGUCAUUUGUGGCUGGUGGCUGGAUAUUUGUUCCUUGUCGAUGUUUGAUGCUACCUUGAAGGACAGGAAGAACAGCUUCCAUGCAGCCCCGGGGACCUCCAUGUUUAUCCACUGGUUGGUGGGGAUGGUGUAUGUUUUCUAUUUUGCCUCCUUCAUUCUUCUCCUGAGGGAGGUCCUCAGACCAGGGGUCCUAUGGUUCCUCAGAAACCUGAAUGACCCAGAGUUCAAUCCCAUACAGGAGAUGAUACACCUACCAGUGUACAGGCAUGCCAGGAGAUUUUUGGCCUCUGUUGUGAUCUUUGGAAGCACAGUUCUAUUAAUGUUAUGGUUGCCUGCCCGAGUCAUUAGGAAAGUCUUAACAUCAUUUCUACCUUACCAUGUCAUGUUGUCAAGUGAUGCCCCUGUCAGUGAACUCUCCCUAGAGCUCCUUCUGUUACAAGUAGUGCUGCCUGCCUUACUGGAGCAGGGACACACGCGGAUGUGGCUGAAGGGGUUGAUACGGGGCUGGACUGUGGGCGUGGCUUAUUUUCUGGGUUUGAGGUCAUACCUGUUAGGAGAUGCACCACUACAUGAUGGGGACAAUGUGGUUGAGGGUGAACCAGCUGUCCAGGCCCAGCCUGCGGCACCCAAUAACCCUGCCCCACCCCCUGCAGGUGGGGGACUGAGAGCCGCCCAUGUCGCCAUGUUACAGGGUGGGGGACCUACAGGAUUCCAGUCUUAUAAAAGACCACCACUUUUCCCACUCAGAGUUGUGCUCCUUGUCCUCUGUUUAUGUUUCACUUUGUUUGCUAUGAGUUUGGUUUCCUUAGUAUUGCCAGUAUUUGUGGGUCGUAAGCUGAUGUCCCUCUGGAUGGGAGAAGCCAAGAUCCACGAGCUUUACACGGCCGCCUGUGGUCUGUAUGUCUGUUGGGUGGUGUUGAGGAUAGGGACAGUUUUAUAUAAUUGGAUCCCCCAGGGCACCUCAGUUAUUCUCAACAAGGUCAAAGAGUGGGUCUUCCUGGCUUCUAAAUGUAUUCUUGUGGCUUUCCUGUUGAUUGGAAUGGUGCCAUUAUUACUGGGUCUAUUGUUUGAACUGGUAGUGGUAGCACCACUUCGAGUACCUCUCGACCAAACUCCCAUAUUUUUUCCAUGGCAGGACUGGGCACUUGGUGUACUUCAUGCCAAAAUAGUGACUGCUGUGACAAUGAUGGGGCCUCAGUGGUGGCUCAAAAGGGUCAUAGAACAGGUGUAUAAUGAUGGCAUUCGUAACAUGAACCUUCGUUUUAUCCUGACAAAGUUAUGUGCCCCUGUUAUUGGGGUGCUAGGAAUGUCAAUAUCUGUUCCGUAUGUGGUAGCCAGGAGUAUAGUCCCUUUCUUAGGUUUUCCAUUUGAAGUUGAAAAUUUGGUUUUAAGAAGAAUUUACCCAUUCCUUCUUGCCUGCAUAAUUGGUGUACUGAUCCUUAUAUUCCAAAUUCGCCAAUUUAAAAGACUUUAUGAGCACAUCAAAAAUGACAAAUAUCUGGUGGGGCAGAGACUAGUCAACUAUGAACCACACACUACUGCCAAUGUGGUGCCACAGAUGCCAUCAUCUAUUGCCAUGCCAACCCCAGAUUAUAUGAUCCCAGCGGUUCUUCUGGAACCCUUUAGUGGAAUAACAAUGCCGAACGUUAUAGAAAUCAUCAGCAUUGGCUGCCAGGGGGCCAUGAUAUUUGGUGGAGUAAUUCCUUUCAUACCACAGUACUUAGACAUAAAGAAGUCAGGAAAUGCUGACGGAUUCUCCACAUUUGUUUGCCUUAACCUUCUCAUUGCCAACAUUCUCCGAAUUCUGUUUUGGUUUGGUCGACAUUUUGAGCUGCCUUUACUAGCUCAGAGCAUCAUCAUGGUGUUCACUAUGUUGGCUUUGACCGAGCUGUGUGUCCGAGUCAAACACAAGGGAGAGCUCAUAGCUUCUAAAGAACACAAGUUCACCGAUUCAUUUUCUGCUCAUCCAAAUAAUGGUGAAGUUGGUCAACGGUUAAAUCGUUCUGUUGUCCCUGUGAGAAAAUUUGUUGAUUUUGACAGAUCCCACUUCUGGAAGUGGACCUACUUUAGCAGCUAUCUGCAGUUUACGGCAGCCUUUACAGUUAUAGUGGGACUACUUACGUGGAUAUUUCUAGACAAUAUGUACUUUGUAGAGACUAUCGGCUUCCUUGCCAUAUUUGCCGAAGCAAUGUUAGGUGCUCCCCAAUUCUAUAGGAACUUUGUUAACAAGUCUACACAUGGCAUGAGUAAAAAGAUGGUAGCUAUGUGGACCUGUGGAGAUUGCUUUAAGACAGGCUAUUUCAUCGUCCGUCAAGCUCCGGCCCAGUUCUGGAUCUGUGGGAUGUUACAAGUGGGAAUCGACAUUUCCAUCUUCCUACAGGUCUACUGUUACAGGAACAAGGCAGCCAUUAGUUGACGGGGAGAAGCCAUUAGGAUGCUUUAUCACAAUGAAUCCAUAUUUCACAAGUGAACAAUCAUUUGACUCAAAAAUAUUUGAUAGUGUGUAUAUAUGUUAUUUUAGAUUUUAUUUUAUGUCUCUGUGUUCCUUUUUACUUUUUCACUUCAAAACCAUUUUACUUUGUUUAUAAAUCCUUGAUUUAAAAUCCACAUUGUUUGUUUUUGGUACAUAACUAUGCAUUUAAUCAACACCAAAAUCUCUUCAUUAUACAAAGAAACUUAAAAAAUUAAUCUCAAUAUGAAUAUGAAUGUAUGUUUUGAUGUAUUCAUAAUUAUUGUUUUUUAUUUUAUGAAUAUAUAGAUGUAUUAAUUUCAAAUUCCAAUGUUUGAUAAGUGCUUUUACUUUCCUGUGCAUAUGUAAAUUGUUCAGGGUUAAUGUGCCAGAAGUUUACACAGUAGAGCAUUGCAAAUAUGGAGGGUCCAAACACAUAUCAAGUACAUAAAUGCAAAUAGUACUGGUAUGUUUACAAGUGUAUUUUUUUCUGUGGGAAAUGUAGUCUCCAUUUUAUUUAUAUUAGUCCUUUCUUUGUUGUAUUUUAUUUGUAAUUUAAUGAGUAUAA
Molecule: messenger RNA, 4132 nt
Organism: Saccostrea cuccullata (small rock oyster)
Lineage: Eukaryota; Metazoa; Mollusca; Bivalvia; Ostreida; Ostreidae
Product: E3 ubiquitin-protein ligase MARCHF6-like
Exons: 28
Cellular component (GO): endoplasmic reticulum membrane
Molecular function (GO): zinc ion binding
Source: RefSeq, a predicted model, not a curated record